Messenger RNA from Elaeis guineensis (African oil palm), 1108 nucleotides. The record is from RefSeq and is a predicted model, not a curated record. NCBI's taxonomy places the organism in Eukaryota, Viridiplantae, Streptophyta, Magnoliopsida, Arecales, Arecaceae.
AGAAACUCUUAUAAAGCAGACGCGUCUUGGGCAGCCGAUUCUCCAGUAUCACCAAGAAUAAAUAAAUAUUAAAAAAAUUCCCUACCUUAUUUACAUGCUCCGUUCCAGUCCCUCUCUCUGGUUCCCCUCUCCAAACCCUUCUCUCGUCUCUCUCAAGGAACGCUCUUCUUCUCCCCUUCGAGGAUUGCUUCUUCUCCUUCGCGGGAACUCCUCGGGUUAGCUUCCCUUACUCUGUUUCUUCUUCGCUGGUGGCGCCUACCCUGUUUUCUAGACUCGCUUCCAAGAUGGGCAGCAACUCCUCCCAGGCCACCCAAACCGUUCAUGACUUCACCGUGAAGGUUGGUGCCCCUCCUGGCUUCCGGUUUCAUGGAUUUGAUCGAUGCUUUUGGAUAGUCUGAAGGAUGCUAGGGGAAAUGAUGUUGACCUUAGUGUUUACAAGGGCAAGGUCCUGCUUAUUGUAAAUGUGGCUUCUCAAUGUGGGUUGACUAACUCAAAUUAUACAGAACUGAGUACCCUGUAUGAGAGGUACAAGGACAAAGGUCUUGAGAUUCUGGCAUUUCCAUGCAAUCAGUUUGGGGCGCAAGAACCAGGAACCAAGGAGCAGAUCCUUGAAUUUGCUUGCACCCGAUUCAAAGCUGAGUACCCCAUCUUUGACAAGGUUGAUGUAAAUGGGAACAAUGUUGCACCUAUCUACAAGUUCCUGAAAUCCAGGAAAGGCAGUCUCUUUGGAGAUAGCAUUAAGUGGAACUUCACAAAGUUCCUGGUUGACAAGGAAGGGCGUGUGGUGGACCGUUAUGCUCCAACUACUUCCCCUCUGAGCUUUGAGAAGAAAAUCAAGAAGCUAUUGGGACUCAUCUAAUUUUCACAUGUUUGGAGCCAUUUACCAGGAUGUUGCGCAAUUUUAGGCUUCAUUUGGUAAUGUCAAAGCAAUGCAUGUUUGAUGCUUUGGUAUGUACCAAUAAAAUUGUUCAGGACGUGUGCACGUGCACUCUUUACCUAGCACCGAGCACGUAGUCUUGUUAUUUGUCUCAUAAGAGCAUUGCUUGGAUUCUUUAAUUUAAAUGCUUACUAAAUACAUCGUUUUUGAGGAAAAUAUAUGCUUAACGUA